Messenger RNA from Labeo rohita (rohu), 4937 nucleotides. RefSeq names its product growth arrest-specific 7a (gene gas7a). The coding region runs from base 372 to 1628 and encodes 418 amino acids. The transcript is spliced from 14 exons. NCBI's taxonomy places the organism in Eukaryota, Metazoa, Chordata, Actinopteri, Cypriniformes, Cyprinidae. Gene Ontology annotation, biological process: neuron projection morphogenesis; actin filament polymerization. Gene Ontology annotation, molecular function: actin filament binding. Gene Ontology annotation, cellular component: actin filament; plasma membrane; cytoplasm. The record is from RefSeq and is a predicted model, not a curated record.
AGAGAACAGCCAGAUUACAGCACUAGACUCUCUUAAGUCUCUUACAUCUGGAAGUCCCAAACAAAGGCUUUUAGAAAUCACUUCAACCCAGAAACCAGAGCAAGACAUUUUUCAUCUGACCCCUCUGUUGGGAAAUGUGAAAAAAGAUGAGCUAAGUGACGUGCUGGUUCAUUCUUUCCAUGUCUUUGGCGCUGACCCUGCGGGGAUAUGGGUCAUUUGAUGCAUGAAGGAGUGAGGAGUUCCAUGUGUGAGAAGUUUGGCUGCCUCUCCUGAGUCACUUGGACUGAUCUUAGAUGUGCACAGGACUGCGUUUUCUUAAUUAAAAGUGGACUUCUUUUGAAAUCUCUGGGAAAGGCUUGUUUGGUAGUAGUAUGCAGCAGCCUGUAGUCUCCUGCAGUAUGCCAGCAGAGGAAAUCGAGAGUGUGCGUCUUCCUGUGGGUUGGAAAAGCUACAGAUCACCUGAGGGACGGAAAUACUAUGUCAACGCAAGCACUAAAGAGACAACGUGGGAACGGCCAAGCACAUCCACCACCAACCCAAAGGCUUCUGGGUCUUACCAACACUCAGUAAAUGGACGUCAGCUUCUUGGAGCCUCUGGACAAGUACUGGAGCGUCCAGAUGUGUCCCUGAGGAAGACCAGCCUCAGCAACCAGAGCCCAGGGUCCACCUCCCCAGCCAGGAGACAGAAUAAGGAGAAGGAGAUCAAGGAGACCAAAAUCACUAUUAACUGCGUCACCUUCCCUGUGCCCACGUCUGCGCCGGAGCAGCAGCUUCUCAAGCCCAGUGAAUGGAGCUACUGCGACUAUUUCUGGGCCGAUAAGAGGGACCCUCAGGGGGCCACAGUGUCAGGGUUCGAAGUGCUGCUGCAGAAACAACUGAAGGGGAAGCAGAUGCAAAAAGAGAUGGCAGAGUUCAUCAGAGAAAGGAUAAAAAUCGAGGAGGAAUAUGCCAAGAACCUUUCCAAACUCUCCAUGUUCCCAAUGGCAGCACAAGAGGAAGGGACAAUUGGAGAAGCUUGGGCCCAACUUAAGAAGAGUUUAGCUGAUGAAGCCGAGGUCCAUCUCAAGUUCUCCUCAAAGCUCCAGAGUGAAGUCGAGAAGCCUUUACUGACCUUCAGAGGAGACAACUUUAAAAAAGACAUGAAGAAAUACGACCACCACAUCGCUGACCUGAGGAAGCAGCUGGUCAGCCGUUACGCUGCUGUGGAGAAGGCACGGAAGGCUUUAGCAGAUAGACAGAAGGAUCUUGAAGUGAAAACACAGCAGCUUGAGAUUAAAUUGAGCAACAAAACAGAGGAGGAUAUUAAAAAAGCCCGGAGGAAAUCCACACAAGCAGGUGAUGAUCUGAUGCGUUGUGUGGACCUUUACAAUCAGGCCCAGUCAAAGUGGUUUGAGGAGAUGGUCACCACAAGCCUGGAGUUGGAGAGGUUGGAGGUGGAGCGGGUAGAGACGAUACAGCAGCUUCUGCGUCAGUACACCACACUGCGGCAUGAGACGGACAUGUUUAACCAAAGUACGAUGGAGCCGGUGGACCAGCUCCUGCAGAGUGUGGAUCCUGCCAAAGACAGAGAGCUCUGGGUAAAGGAACACAAGACGGGGGAUCUGAGACCUGUGGACAUGGACAUCUAGACAAAACACACACACACACACACACAUAUUAUACUAUAUGAAUCUACCUGCAUGCCUGUCUACCUGAGUACUUCAACCUCUCAGCCAAAGCCAUACAGGUAUCACACCCCUUAAAGCACUGCUUGUUUUGUGGAUUUCCACUGAAUAUAUCAGAUAAUUACAAACUCGAAGCUUUAUAGAAGAUUUCCUCAAUGUCGUGUGGAAUGAGUGGUGGGAAAAGGACAGCAGCACAGCAGAUACAGCAUUAUGAUACUGAGUAGCUAUCCAUAUAAUCCUGCAUGUCCUUUAAGAUGCUACUUUAAGACUUCCCGGUAUGUCUAUUAUACAUUAACAUAACUCAAGUAGUCAAGGCACCAUUGAUAUAGAUCUGAACAAACACUGUACAGUAAAAUACCUUUUUGUUUAUUGCCGCAGUGGAUGCCUGCUAAACAAAUUUCAUCCAAUCAGUUUUUUUCUCUCUCUUUUUUGGUGUUGAAAUAGUGUACGCACACAGCUAGUUUGCAGAUACAGCUGAAGUCAAAAGUUUACAUACACCUUGCAGAAUCUGGAAAAUGUUAAUUAUUUUACCAAAAUAAGAGGGAUCAUACAAAAUGCAUGUUGUUUUUUUAUUUAGUACUGACCUGAAUAAGAUAUUUCCCAUAAAAUAUGUUUACAUAUAGUCCACAAGAGAAAAUAAUAGUUGAAUUUAUAAAAAUGACCCUUUAUAAAAAUGACCCUGUUCAAAAGUUUACAUACGCUUGGUUCUUAAUAGUGUUGUUACCUGAAUGAUCCACAGCUGUUUAGUGAUAGUUGCACAUGAGUUCUUUGUUUGUCCUGAACAGUUAAACUGCCUGCUGUUCUUCAGAAAAAUCCUUCAAUUUCCACAAAUUCUUCGGUUUUUCAGCAUUUUUGUGUUUUUGACUCUUUCCAACAAUGACUGUAUGAUUUUGAGAUCCAUCUUUUCACACUGAGGACAACUGAGGGACUUAUAUGCAAUUAUUACAGAAAGUUCAAACACUCACUGAUGCUCCAGAAGGAAAAACAAUGCAUUAAGAGCUGGGGGUGAAAACUUUUGGAAUUUGAAUAUCAGGGUAAAUUUAACUUAUUUUGUCUUCUGAGAAACAUGUAAGUAUCUUCUGUAGCUUCUGAAGGGAAAUACUAAAUGAAAAAAACAAAUGAUAUUAAGGCAAAAUAAGAAAAAUGUACACAUCUUCAUUCUGUUCAAAAGUUUUCACCCCCUGGCUCUUAAUGCAUGUUUUUUCCUUCCUGAAGCAUCAGUGAGCGUUUGAACCUUCUGUAAUAGAUACAAUAAUUGUUAGAAAGGGUUCAAAUACACAAAAAUGCUGAUUUUUCUGAAGAACAGCAGGCAGUUUAACUGUUCAGGACAAACAAGGGACUCAUGAACAACUAUCACUAAACAAAAAAACACAGCUGUGGAUCAUUCAGGUAACAACACAAUGUUAAUAAUCAAGUGUAUGUAAACUUUUGAACUGGGCCUUUUUUUUAAUAAAUUCUACUAUGAUUAUUUUAUAUGUUAAGAUCUUUUAUGUGAGAUAUCUUAUUCAGGUCAGUACUAAAUGAAAAAUAACAUGCAUUUUGUAUGAUCCAUCUUAUUUUGGUAAAACAAUGAACAUUUUGCAGAUUCUGCAAGGUGUAUGUAAAAUACUGACUUAAACUUUUGGACUAAAGCGUGAGUCAGACAACUUCAGGAUGCCGUACAGGUGUUCAAAAACCUCAAAAAUGAUUAAUCCUUUGCAAAAAUAACCAGCAUCAAAGUUACAGGGGGAAAAAAGUUAGUGGUUAUAUUGUUAAAUCUGUAUUGUAUUAAAAAAAAAGUUGUUUUGCAACAAGGAAUGCAGUGGAAAUGCAAUUUUCACAAACUCCACAUAAACUGCUGGCGAAUCUACAGCCUUCCUAAUAAGAGAGAGGUCAGGUUGUGUUGUUUAAGUAUGGAAUUGAUAUAUUUUCAUAUCUUUGCAGAUUUAUUUUACAGAAAAGCAUGUUUUGUCUAAAUGUAGGACUAGUGUGUGGUUAAUGGAUGUGUAAGUUGAGUGGUGCUGGUUAGUCCAUUGAUUGUGUUCAUGGAAGACGUGUCAACUAACCAGGACUCGAUAGCAAAGUCAUAUAAUUUUUCCCAGUUGAAGCCAAGAAACCCCCUUAUGCAGUCAGAUUUUACUCUGUUGGCAUCUAAAUUUCUUCUGUAGGUUGCUGUGAAGCGAUUUAUGGACUGUUUCUUAAUGGUGAAAUUAUAUGGUUCGGCUGUAGAAUCCGGGUGUCAAUCAAAGGUGGAUCCGAUGUGAACUCUAAUGAUUUGUGUUAUAAUGUACACCUUUUAGUGCCUAAAGGUUAAUUGCCUUGGAAUGUUCACAAUCUAUUGUGUUAAGUGUUUGUACAUAAUUGUAAAUAUGUGCGUGGCGUUUUUUGUCCGUGUUUGUCGUCGGGCUCAUCCUACAUCACGUCUCGAUAGUCUUCGUCAUGCUACGUUUUAAAAUAUACGUAAACAUUUGACUGGAUGCCACAGUUUUCUGCUGAAUGCACAUUGUCAUAGGCAGCUAAUUCUCACACUGUUCAAACUGGAAGAUAGAGGAAACGUUGCAAUUUUCAAACUUUAUACAGCGAUAUUGAGAAAUUUGAUAUAUUUAUAUAGCACAGGAAGUCAAAGCACACUUUGGAAAAUGAAAACGUCUGUGCUUUCGUUCAAAUUCCUAUCAGAUUUGUAUUUAUUUUUACUAUCGGUCAGUAUGAUGAAGAACAUCAGUGGCUAGAGUUAGAUAAAAACAAGCAUGGAAACAAGCGUGCAGAAAUCUCGCAAAUAAACUCAUGCACACCAGAAAUACAUAAUUUGAGAAUAUUGUAAAACAUGUCCGAUAAUGUGAACGUAAGUCUAAAAUUCACAAGUCAAAAUGCUGAAAGGUAUUUUUAUUUUCUGUAUUAUUAGGAAGUUACUAAUAAUCACUCUGUUUUCACCUGACAUGGGGUAUGACUGGUUUACAUUUGCUGUUGAGCAUGUAACAAGUUUUACUGUACUGCAUUGCCCAAGCUAUUCUAGAACUACAUGUUGCAGAAGUUGUAUUGAAACUUGAUGUCAAUGGUGUGCAUUAUGUGUAUUCUGAAGAACCGUUCAGUUGAAUGUCUUGUGUUCCGAACUAGAUCUUUUGUAUAUCUAUAUAUAAUAUUGUAAAUGUUGAUUUAUUUGCUCUCAACUUAAUAGUCUUCAUUGAUAAUAUUCAUUUAUCAACAUGUUUAGGAAGAUAGGAUGUUUAUGUUGAAUUUGCCCAGGAAAUGACUACAUUGUCUAUAAUAAUAAUAAAAAAGAACUCUAAUUGUUUA